UCAUGAGCAAUUUAGUGAAUUCGCUUCCGGGAAUGGAAGCGCCGUCCCCUGUUGUGACCAGAUGUUAUUUAAAUAAGUUUUUUGGCAAAGCUGCAGUGUUUUAUACUCUUCGUGAAAGUCAAAUGUCAUGGAAGACACGUAAGUUACGUCCGACGUCCAAGCUCAAAUAAUAAAGGAGUGGGUGCGAUUGCACUGACGCACUGAGUUAGCUGGUGUUCCAAAGUUCCAAAGUCCCCCGUUUCUUUCAACACACAACGACAUCGUUCAACUCGACAAAAUGGCACGAUAUGAACUUGUUAAACGAUCAGUUGCUCUGAUCACUCUUACCAACCCACCAGUCAAUGCCUUGAGUUCUGCAGUGCGUCAUGCCAUGGCAAAGAGCAUGGAGCGUGCCCUGAAUGACCCGAAGGUCACGGCAGUGGUCAUCUGCGGAGAGAACGGAAGGUUUUGUGGAGGUGCAGACAUCCGUGAGUUUGCUGGCCCUUUAAGAGGACCUCCGUUGGUACCCUUGUUGGAUGCCAUAGAGGCUGGACAGAAACCUGUGGUUGCUGCCAUAGAGGGGGUGGCACUAGGUGGGGGCUUUGAAUUAGCCCUAGUCUGUCACUAUCGUAUUGCACACUUUAAGGCACGUCUUGGACUUCCAGAGGUGACUUUGGGCCUCCUGCCAGCUGCAGGGGGAACACAGCGUCUUCCCAGGCUCAUUGGCAUUCCUGCUGCCCUAGAGAUGAUCACCACUGGCCGCCAUCUCUCUGCCCAGGAGGCUCUGAAGCUGGGCAUCCUUGACCAGGUCACAGAACAGAAUGCUUGUGAGGUGGCUGUGGAGUUUGCCCUGAGAGCUGUAGGCAAACCGCUGUCUUCCCGAAGAGUGAGCAUGCUGACCACACCCUGUACUCCUGAUCUGGAUGCCCUCUUAGAAGCGGUCACCAUGCAGGUUAAAAAGAAAGCUCGGGGAGUGAUGGCACCUUUGGCUUGUAUUCAGGCGGUGCGGGCAGCCGCUACAAUGCCUUACAGCAAGGGAAUAAAGCGGGAGAGCGAACUGAUGGCCACUCUUUUCAACUCUGGGCAGGCCCAGGCUCUUCAGUACUGUUUCUUUGCUCAGAGGACUGCUGGGAAAUGGACUCUACCCAAUGGAGCGCAAUGGAACAACAGCAAACCCAGAGAGAUCCGGAGUGCAGCAAUCAUAGGUCUGGGCACUAUGGGAAGAGGCAUUGUUGUGUCUCUGGCACGUGUGGGAAUUUCUGUCAUUGCUGUAGAGUCAGAAAAGAAACUCUUGGAGACUGGAAAGCAGAUGGUGAUUGGCAUGCUGGAGAGAGAUGCCAAAAGACGGGGAGUGAGUGCCUCUCUCAAUCUCCUCAAAUUCACCCUCAGCUUACAGGACCUGAAGGAUGUGGACCUUGUUAUCGAAGCCGUCUUUGAAGACAUGGCACUUAAGAAGCGUGUUUUCCAAGAAUUGUCCAAGGUUUGUAGACCAGCCACUGUACUCUGCACCAACACGUCUGGUCUGGAUGUGGAUGCGCUGGCUGGUGUGACGGACAGACCACACCUGGUGGUUGGGAUGCACUUCUUCUCACCUGCACAUGUCAUGAAGCUCCUAGAAGUUGUCUGCGGGCCUCGUUCCUCAAGUGAAACCAUCGCUACAGCAAUGAGCCUUGGAAAAAGGAUGGGAAAAGUAAGUGUCGCUGUUGGAAACUGCCCUGGUUUUGUUGGAAACCGCAUGCUAAAGCCUUACCUGGAUCAAGCCACCUUCCUGCUGGAGGAGGGAGCCACACCUGAACAAUUCGACAAGGCUCUGGAGGACUUUGGUUUUGCGAUGGGAGUCUUUAGGAUGUCUGACCUCGCAGGCCUUGAUGUGGGUUGGAGAAUCCGGAAGGAAUCUGGGUUGACUGGUCCUGACGUUGACCCAAAAAAUCCCCCACGCAGGCGCCAAGGGCGUAGGUACUGUCCAGUUCCAGACAUGAUCUGUGAACAAGGCAGGUUUGGUCAGAAGACAGGUCGUGGUUGGUACAUGUACGACAAACCUGGAGGAACAAAUGCAAAGCCUGACCCACUUAUCCAGAACCUCCUCGAGAUGUACAGGAGCAGGUACAGCAUUCAACCGCGCAAUAUCUCAGACCAGGAAAUAAUUGAGAGAUGCCUUUUUGCCUUGGCCAACGAGGGCUUCCGUAUCCUGGAAGAUGGCAUAGCUGCCCGACCCGAGGAUAUUGAUGUCAUCUAUCUGUUUGGUUAUGGCUUUCCAAGGCAUCGAGGUGGGCCCAUGUUCUACGCCAGCAUGGUGGGCCUGGAAAGAGUGCUGCAGAGGUUGGAGCAUUACCACCAAGCCAAUCCUGAUGUGCCUCAUUUGGAGCCCAGUCCACUUUUGAAAAAACUUGUGGCUUGUGGCAGUCCUCCUGUUCAAAAAUGGAGAGAGCAUAUCAAAACAAUGCACAGCCAUCUCUGAAAGCGCAACAUGCCAAAUUGUCAUUUUGAAACACUACUAAAAGCUGUUAUUAAUAAAGAAUUUACUUUCUCAACUCUUAA
Molecule: messenger RNA, 2517 nt
Organism: Carassius gibelio (silver crucian carp)
Lineage: Eukaryota; Metazoa; Chordata; Actinopteri; Cypriniformes; Cyprinidae
Gene: ehhadh
Product: enoyl-CoA, hydratase/3-hydroxyacyl CoA dehydrogenase
Exons: 7
Coding region: 278-2437 (719 amino acids)
Biological process (GO): fatty acid beta-oxidation
Cellular component (GO): peroxisome
Molecular function (GO): NAD+ binding; (3S)-3-hydroxyacyl-CoA dehydrogenase (NAD+) activity
Source: RefSeq, a predicted model, not a curated record